Messenger RNA from Coregonus sp. 'balchen', 2851 nucleotides. Lineage: Eukaryota; Metazoa; Chordata; Actinopteri; Salmoniformes; Salmonidae. The record is from the annotation of a GenBank genome assembly.
AUGAAGUUGUCUUCUGUUGUAGUAACAUUGGUAUUAACGGUGGGUAUUCCAUAUUACAUAUAUGCACCGUUACCUGCUGCCAUCGACGAGCCUUUGAAACUGAUGCUGCUGGACGCCUUAUUCCGUGCUGUGCUGCAAGUGGUAAGAAACAAGAAGAAUAGCUAUAAGCGAAAUCAUACUUUACAUUGCAUUAACUUGACAGUUUUUUUUAUAUUAACGAGUAAUAGGCAAUGCAAUGUUUUUUCUAUUACUCUACCUAUGUAUCGCAGUCAGGUGCAGCAGGUUUAGGCCUAUUGGUUUGAGACACUGAAUUGGAGGCUAUAAAUAAAUAAUAUGCCAUUUAGCAGACGCUUUUAUCCAAAGCGACUUACAGUCAUGUGUGCAUACAUUUUUACUAGCUAGAUAGCUUAUAAUGCAGCUAACAUGUGACGUGUUGUAAAGCUAGUUAGUUAGUCUGAACAAGUAGAACAUGUGAACUGAUUUUGUAGAAGUAAAACAAUGCUUUACUGUGCUUUCUCCAACCCUUGUGUGAAAUCAUAUGUGGAUAAUUGAUUUGAACUAGCUAAAUGCAGCACAAGCUCUUUUCUAGUGUGUGGGUGGGUGUGUGUGUGUGUGUGUGUGUGGGUGUGUGGGUGGGUGGGUGUGUGUGGCCCUUCACCUAGAUUUCACACAGUCAUGGUGUAAGUAGUGCCUGGGGUAAAUACACGUAAACACACACACUGGGGUGAACAGAGCAACUUUAGCCAUGUUGUAACUAGUGCCAGUGGAGAAGUGAGCAACAUUCACAAUGUUGUCGAGGCUUUAGGCUAGUAGGUGAAAGGACAGACGGAAGCAGAUUGCUAAAAGUGUCCUUGGGGAGCCCUAUCCUGGUCAAAGAUCUGUGCAGUCUUGCCAACUCCUAUGGUGGUAUUUGCUAAGGGUGUGACAAUGACCAUAAGAGUUGGUAGGACAGAACAAACACUCACUCUCAAGUCAAAGCCCUAGCCUCUAGAACAGGGUUAGCAUACUAAACUACCAGGGAUACUCCAGCUCUCUCAGACCUCAUUCAAAUGUCUCUCUCUCUCUCCAUCUCUCCCCCUAUCUCUCUGUCCUUCUCUCUCCCUCUCCAUCCCCCCUCUGCCCCAGGGUGACCUGUGCCAGUGUCUGGGUCUGAGUCAUCACAUCCCAGUGAUUCGGGGGUCUGUAUCGGGGCUGGAGUUCCUGGGGGAGAUGGCGGGAGGGCAGGGAGGUGGGGUGAGGGUGAGUGAUGUGGACUUUGACGGAGUCCCGGUGCGCUUGUACGAGCCCCCCGCCGUGGGGGGAGGAGAGGGGGGGCUGAGGAGGGCUGUGAUGUUCUACCAUGGAGGAGGAUGGGCCCUGGGCGCCGCCAGUAAGUGGAAAACUAAAUAAAAAAAAUUAAAAAAUUGGUGGGUGCUUAUAUUUAUCUUAUUUCACACAUGUACAAGUGUGUGUGUUUGUUUACAAUCAUAAAUACAUCUAGUUCAUGAUGUAACCCUAAUGCAACAACCUUUGGUUUCUCACCGUCUUCCUCUCUCUUUCUCUCCUUCUCUACUCCCCCCACCUCUAUCUCUUUCCCCUCUCCCUGUCUUCCUCUCAGAGAUGGGGAGCUAUGAUGUCUUGUGUAGGCAGAUGUCUGAUGAGCUGAAUGCAGUGGUUGUGUCUGUUGAGUAAGUGUGUCUCCUCUUUUCACACUGUAUUAGCUUCAGUUCUACACACACACACACACACACACACACACACACACAUACACACACACACACACUCAACAUGAAAGUCUUGGGUUCUUAUAACGCCAUAGUAACAAGUUAAGGUUUGGACAUAACUGUUAAAAAUAGUUUUUUUGUAACUUUUACCAUAAGUGUGUGUGUGUGUGUGUGUGUAGGUACCGUUUGGCUCCAGCAGUGCAUUUCCCUGUGCAGUAUGAGGACUGUCUGGCCGCGGCCAAGCAUUUCCUGGAUCUGGGCAUUCUGGGAAAGUUGUCUGUGGAUCCACAGCGGGUGGCCGUGUCAGGCGAUAGCGCUGGAGGAAACCUGGCUGCAGCCGUCGCACAGCAGGUAGACACACACACACACACACACACACACACACACACCUGUCUACACAGACACACUAACACACUCUCCCUCUCUUCACAGAUCUCGGUAGAUGACAGUGUGAGUGUGAAGUUCAGUGUUCAAGCGUUGAUCUACCCAGUCCUCCAGGGUCUAGACCUCAACACUCCAUCCCACCAACAGAACCACAACAUGCCCAUCCUACACCGCUUUAUGAUGGCCAGGUACAUGCACAUGUUCACACACACACACACACACACAGUCACACACACACACACCUGUGUUAGUAACCCUUCUCUCUCUUUCUCUGUAGGUUCUGGCUGCUCUACCUGGGGGUUGAUACCUCUCUCCAUCCCCUCCUAUUGUCCCCCUCCUUACUCCACCAUCCCUCCAUCCCUCCCUCCAUCCGCUCCCAUAUCAACUGGACCACCCUUCUGCCGGCCAAACACAUGAAGCAUUACAAGCCUGUUGGCAUGGAGACGGGGUCACAGGAGGUCACGGGGCAGGAGGGAGAUCUUCUCCCGGGGUUGCUGGAUGUCCGAGCGGCGCCGCUGCUGGCGGAGCAGGGGGUUCUGGGUAGAACCCCGCAAGCUUACAUUCUAACGUGUGAGUACGAUGUGCUCAGAGACGAUGGGUUGAUGUACACCAGGAGGCUGCAGGACGCGGGCGUCACGGUUUCCAGCGAUCACUAUGACGACGGUUUCCACGGCGCCUUGAGUUUUGCGCACUGGCCGUUUUCCUUCGAUGUGGGGAAAAGAAUGAUCAGAGGAUACAUGGACUGGCUGCAGGAAAACCUCUAG